This is a messenger RNA of Tricharina praecox, 606 nucleotides long. Its product is annotated as ankyrin repeat-containing domain protein. The record is from RefSeq and is a predicted model, not a curated record. Lineage: Eukaryota; Fungi; Ascomycota; Pezizomycetes; Pezizales; Pyronemataceae. Gene Ontology annotation, molecular function: protein binding. The coding region runs from base 1 to 606 and encodes 201 amino acids. The transcript has 2 exons.
AUGCCCCUCACCACCCUCCCCAACGAGCUCCUCAUCCUAAUUACCUGUACCUUCCGGGCACGGGACCUGCUGAACCUCACCAGCACCUGCCGCAACCUCUACCACCGACUGUCCGCGCUGCUCCCUCCCAUCGCGCUUACCGACCACCUCCGCGCCACCCCGGCGCUCAAAUCCGCCCUCCGGCGAUGCUGCGAGGUAGACAACGCCGAACUCACCCUGCACCUUUUAUACCUCUCCCGCGCCCCCCCCGUAAACGCUUGGUUCAGCGACACAUUCGGACUCGAGACCGCGCUGCACGUAUCCAGCGCGCACGGCAGCCUUUGUGUCACGCGGUUGCUACUCUUCCUGGGGGCAGACGUGAACGCGCGGGAUAUUGGACGUAUAACGCCGCUGCACGCGGCUGCGGCGGGGGUCGGGUGUCGCGGUGGUCAUCCCGAGGUCGUGAGAUUGCUGCUGGAUAGUGGUGCGGAGGUACACGCCUUCGCGGCCGGGGAUGCGUCACCGCUCUUGUUUGCGUGUGUUGGUGGGAACACAGAGGUGGUGAGGGUGCUCGUGAAAUAUGGCGCGGAGUACGCUGCCCACAGGCGCAGCCAAAAUAAUGUCUAA